Messenger RNA from Xenopus tropicalis (tropical clawed frog), 528 nucleotides. RefSeq names its product fibroblast growth factor 22 (gene fgf22). Gene Ontology annotation, molecular function: growth factor activity. NCBI's taxonomy places the organism in Eukaryota, Metazoa, Chordata, Amphibia, Anura, Pipidae. The record is from RefSeq and is marked provisional.
AUGUGCCUACCUCCUUUGUAUACUACUCCCUGUUUUUGCCUGGUUUCCUACACCCUGCUGCUUCUUGCUGCAUCCCCUUCAAGAGCUGAAGUUAUCCAAAAACGCUUUGCUCGAAGUUAUAGUCACCUGGAGGGGGAUGUUAGAUGGAGACGUCUGUACUCUGCAAUGCAAUAUUUCCUGACCAUUGAUGCAUCUGGCAAAGUAAGGGGGACACGAAGUUACUGUACUAACAGUAUAUUCCAAGUUUACUCAGUGAGUGUAGGAGUGGUGGCAAUGCACUCAGCUGGAAGUGGUUUGUAUUUAGCCAUGGACAGGAAAGGAAAGGUAUACGGGGAGGAAGAUUAUGGCCCAAACUGUAGAUUUAGAGAGCGGAUUGAGGAAAAUGGUUACAACUCAUACUCUUCUGAGAGAUGGAGUCACCGGAGACGCCCUAUGUAUGUGGCACUGAGAGGAAAUGGGUGGGUAAAAAUGGGAAGGAGGACUCGACACACCCACCGCUCAGCACACUUUUUACCUUUUCCCAUGUAA